AUGAGCAGUAUCGACGAAUUUCUUCUUGGUGAAGAACAACAACAACAACAAAGUACAUAUUCUGUUCGUUAUACCCAUGCUCUUUCAAUUGGUAUUGCAAAUAUGUCAGAGAUUGAUCUGGAUAAUAUAACGCAUAGAAAUCGAAACAACAAUGAAAAUUAUUUAAUAAAUGAUUUUAAGCCAAUAUCAUUAGCAUAUACAAUUAUUUUUGGUUUCGUUUGUGCUUUCCUCUGUUUUUUAACAAUUACUGGUAAUUUACUCGUACUCAUUACAUUUCGUCGUAUACGAACUGUGAGUACUAGCAAAAUUUCAUAUAGUAAAAGUCUUGUUCUUUGUAAAAUUUGGAUAUCAGUGGAUUUCACAGCAUCAACAGCAUCUAUAUUCAAUUUAUUAACAUUAAGUUUAGAUCGUUACUGGUCUAUAACAUCUCCACUUCAAUAUCUUGGUAAACGAACACGUACGCGAGCUUUAUUAUUAAUUGGCUUUGCUUGGGGUUUGUCACUUCUAUGGGUUAUACCAAUUUUUAGUUGGCAUCGUUUUAAUAAAACAAAACGAUAUAUUGAACCGGAUAAAUGUGAACCUGAAUAUACUCAUUCAAAGGUAUUUAAAGUUUCAACAGCUAUGAUCAAUUUUUAUUUACCACUUCUUGUAUUAAUAUUAUUAAAUGGUCGUAUUUAUUAUGAAAUAAAACGUCGUUAUAAAAAUGUUCUUUUACAAAGAAAUUCAAGUAGUAUGAAUGAAUUAAUGAUGAAUAAUAAUAAUAAUAAUAAUAAUAAUUUAUAUAGUCAUAAAGUAAAUUAUAAAAGACACAAUUCAUGCUCACCAAUAACUAUAACAUUAUGUGAUAUUGAUCGACAUGUAUAUUCUUCAACAAUAAAUUAUGCAGAAAAUGACGGUCAGAUCAUGUCAAAACUUUCAUCUAGAUCUUUAACAAAUAAUAAUGAAUCAGUUUUACGAAUUAAUUUUAAAGAGAAAAAAAAUCGACCUAGUACACCGAUACGAUUAGUUGAUCAUUCAAAAUCAUCAUUAAAACGUGCUUAUUCAUAUAUUGAUAAAAAUCAUUGUACACAAGAUGAAUUAACAUGGUUUGCACAUCAUCGUGGACAUUCACAUUCAUCAUUUACGCCGAUGUCACCAACAAUUUUACCAAAUUAUAAAUAUAAUCAUAAUCGUUUUCAUCAUCUUAAUAUUAAUGAACAUUCAUUUAACCAUAUAAAUAAUUAUAAUUCAAGUCGAACAGAUUUAAAUAAACAAAAAAUAAAACAUGAUUCAUCGAAAUCACCAUCAUGGUAUAAUCAUCAUUCCUAUCAAACAUCAUAUCAUAAUACAACAUUAUUACAUCGUCAUAAUUCAUUAUUAGAUUCAAUAAAUAUAUCUCCUCCAUCAACAACAAUGAAUAUUUUUAAUUUAUGUCAUUGUUGUUCAGCAACUACAUCAACGAUUACAAUACAUUCAAAUUCAUUUGUAAAUAAUCAUAAGAAUUCAAAUAAUGAAUCAUAUAAUCAAGCACGACCAAUAUUAUCAUCAUCAUCAUCAUCAUCUGUAGUUCGUUCAUCAAUAAAUCGAAAACAACAACAAUCACAAUCGAUACCAUCUUUGAAAAGAACAACAAAUAGUAUAACAUCACAUAUAAAUCCACAUGCAAUAUCUCAAUAUCAUCAUUAUCGAACAACAAGUAGUAUUAAACAAACAACAGUAUGGAAUCAACAAGAAAAAGCUUUUCGACAAUUAUUUGCUAUUGUGUUUGGUUUUACAUGUUGUUUUCUACCAUAUUUUAUUUUAUACAUGGUGGUUGCCUUUUGUGGUUCAUGUGUAUCUGAACGAGUUGUUACAGCUACUAUAUGGCUUGGUUAUGUUAACUCAACAAUAAAUCCAUUUUUAUAUGCAUUAUCAAAUAAACAUUUUCGAAGAACAUUUAAUCGAUUAUUAAAACGAGAUAAUCGACCACAAUCCUAUUAUAAUUAA
Molecule: messenger RNA, 1965 nt
Organism: Rotaria sp. Silwood2
Lineage: Eukaryota; Metazoa; Rotifera; Eurotatoria; Philodinida; Philodinidae
Source: the annotation of a GenBank genome assembly